This is a messenger RNA of Leptomonas pyrrhocoris, 1110 nucleotides long. RefSeq lists its product as hypothetical. The transcript has a single exon. NCBI's taxonomy places the organism in Eukaryota, Euglenozoa, Kinetoplastea, Trypanosomatida, Trypanosomatidae. The record is from RefSeq and is a predicted model, not a curated record. Bases 607 to 1110 code for a protein of 167 amino acids.
GCCGUCAGUGUGGGCUUGUCUCCAACUGACGCACACGCACAUUGGGUCAUCGUCACGGCAGUCACGAUAGAAACAAAGAGGAAAGAAGAAACGAUCAAGAGUUCAGAGAAGAUGACCGACAAACUACAGAAAUGUGUGUCGGGUGUCGUGCAGACGUAUCGCGAAGCUCAAAACCUCCUUCCCACCUUGUACACACACCUGUCCGCUUUAGAGAAUAUCAUGAUGCAAAAAAACACCUUGGCAGGCGCGGUGCGACGACGUGAGCACUGCUUUUCGGGUCCGUCAUCGUUCUUCGUUUUGGAAGAAGAUGAAGAUACGGCGCCAUCAGAGAACAGUCGCGCAAGCGUCACGUCAACCUCUGCCGUACGUGAACAUCCAGACGCUGCUGCAUCGCUUCGCGACCCAAACAGACAAGCCGAUCCGCGCUGCCAGCACACCACCACCGCCGUCGCCACGUCUCCCUUGGGUGUGUUGGCCGCCUUCCCAGCCUCCACCACACAGCACCUCAUCGCACUGCAUCAGCGCGAUGAAGAGGAAUUGCUGGGGGUCAUUUCUCGGGUCACACAGCAGGCGUGGCCUCAGAAAGUGGAGCAGCUUAGGGCAAAGAUGGCCCUGGUGGAGUCGCUCGUUGGCACAGCAGUGGAAGGCAGCACGAGGCUCGUUCCGUCAGCGUUGUUCCUGCUAACGCCGUCGCAGCUCUCUGCAGCGCUGUACGGACUCGUGGCGUGCGCGAUCAAAAUGGGCAGUGUGCUUCAGGAAAUGGUGCUGGCAUUGCGCCACGACACUCGACGCUUUCUUUUAAGCUCCUCUGGGUCGUCAUCUGGAGGAGCCAGCGUGCUGGCGGACUACCUGUCCUCUGUCCUCGCACGAGAGGGCCGACUGAAUGCGGAAGGUGCGGCGCUGCUACCUCUGCAUGAACUGAACGAUGAAAAGGAAGUCGGCGCACCGCCUGGAAUGGGCCUUGUGAAUGGGAUGAAUGGGGCGCCCCUUGAUCCGUUGACGUUGGUGGAGGCGGUGGGGAUGUUGGAGUCCUUCGUGGAGACGCGAUGGAGUCUCUGCCGCAAUGUUUACCUCUCCGAGGAGUCAGAUAUACUGCUAGCCAACGUUUGA